CCAGGAUUUAGUCCAUAAGAGACAUUUAUGUGCAGAGGGACAUGGACAUGGGACGGACCAGCACCCAACCAAUGAUCUAAAAGGUAUCACUGGAUGGACAAUAUAAGCACGACCAAGACUCUGGUGAGCUCCAGUGGAGGAGGAGGAGGAGGAGGAGGAGGAGGAAGAGGAGGAGCAGGAGGAAGCAAAGUGGUCAAAAAAACGGUCACAACAACUAAAGUAACGUCACAAAGUGAAGCGUCUUCGACUGCAGCUGGACCUGGUGACGGAGCUGCGUCAGGAGGCUUGGGCACUAUGAGCAGCUCCGUUCUGAUCACGUCCAGCACCUCCCACCGCUCCGCCGAAGCCGCCAAGGCGUCCAGAGGCGUCGGCGUCACCGUCGCUUCGGCCGAGUCAUCAGGGGGCGGGGCCUCAGCAGCCUCAGGGGGCGUGGUAGCGGCUGCGUUAAGGUCCGCGGGGGGCUCCGCCUCCUCCUCCUCCUCCUAUGUGACCUCCAGUUUUGGGGGCGGUGACGGAGGUAUGGAAGGGGGCGUGGGUGCUAUGAUGGUUUCCACGGUGACCAGGACCAGCUACAGUUCAGGAGGAGGAUCCGCGGAAACCAAAAGGGGGGGGUCGUCGUCAGUGGUGUCGCACUCACCUGGCCCAAAGGAACGGAAGAGCUUGACCACAAUGGCCUCGGCUCUGUCAGAAGUCUUUGAUGAAAGUUCCAGUCCCAACUCUUCUCCAGAGUUUAAGAGGAAAGAGUACAACAUGAGCAGUGCAACGUCCACUUCCACCAGCAGAGGGAGAACUCAGAGCCGAGAGAGUGAGAUUCGAACCAGGCUUCAGAGCGCCUCCCCCACCGGCUGCUGGACAGAGCUGGACGAUGUGAAGCGUCUGCUCAGAGGAAACUCCACCUCCACCAGUCCACCUCAGUCUCCCAACAACACGCUGCCUAUUCCCAAAAAGGCCAGUGUGGAACCCAGGAGCAUGUCGGACAGUUCCAGCACAGACCACUAUGGCAGUGUUUGGUCUGGGGGCGUGGCCAGUAGCUAUGGUUACAACCCAAACCCCAACAAUCUGUCAACCACCUCCACCCUUUACCCGUCAGGGCUGCAGAACAACCUGAGCCUUGGCUCCGCCUCUGUGGGUGGUGGAUUAUCUGCAGGUGGCACUGUGUACGGUGUUCAGAAUAACCUGGUCAGCACCACCAGUCCCACUUUACUGUCACCCACUGGAACCAACUCACAGAUCGUUUACGGGGUGCAGAAAAACAUCUCUGGCACUGGACUGAGUUCAACUACAGUCAGAGCCGGCAGUCCGACCAAAGACGACUCCUCCUCUAAGGACUUCAAGUACGUGUUGAUCGAGAAGGAGAACUCUGCAGUGAAGAAGGAGUCUGAAGGCCUGAUCAUGGCCAAAGACUCUGGGAAACACUUCAUGUCGGCUGCACCUGGAACUAUCACUGAGGCCUAUUCUGAGGAUUCACUGAAGAGAGAGAAACAGAAACAGUCAUCAACCACCAUGGAAGAAGCAGCAGAUUCCAAAUCUGCAUCACUAAAGGCUGCAACAAAAGACAAAGCCACAUACGCAGAGAUCCGUUCAGACCAGUCGGGCCUGGGCUGGUGCUCCUGCUGCAGCUGGUGGAAGUGGCUGCUGGGGCUCCUGCUCAGCCUCCUCCUCCUGCUGGGCCUCCUCUUUGGACUCAUCGCUUUAGGUGUAGAAAUCAAACGCCUCCGCAGUCGAGUGGAGGCUCUGGAGGCCGCCGCCGGCGUGUCAUCUGCUCAUUCCAGCCGCCUGUCUGCGUCCUCCGGCAUAAACAUCAUCGACCCUCUGGACUCGGCGUACAUUGAAAAGAGCUCCUCUGGGAACACCCUGACCCGCUCAGAUAAUGGGAUCAACCUGGGGGCAUCUGGACCGGGGCCCGGAACAGGAACAGGAAGUGGACCUGGACAGGAUGAUGCCGCCCUGCAGAGGGCGGUCCAACAGCUGGUCAGGGCGGAGCUGCGUUCAGACGCCCUCAGAGAAACUCUGACAUACUCUCUGAAAGGAGCACGAGGAGAACCAGGACCUAAAGGGGAUUCAGGACCACUAGGACCUAAAGGUGACAGUGGUUUUCCUGGUCUACCAGGACCUCCAGGUCAGACGGGUCACCCAGGACUGGAUGGACCCCGGGGGCCGAAGGGCAGUGCAGGUGAAGCCGGUGCUGAGGGUCCACCUGGACAGAGGGGCCGAGAGGGCCCCAUGGGCCCCCGUGGAGAGGCCGGACCCCCUGGGUUUGGACAGAAGGGAGACAAAGGGUCUCCAGGGGAUCCUGGUCGUCCUGGUCCUGCUGGCGUUUCUGGACCCGUGGGGCCUAAAGGUGCAGUGGGAGAACCCGGAGCUCCAGGAAGCCCUGGUGCCCCUGGUCCAAAAGGUUUCCACGGUGAAGCAGGACAUCCAGGAAUUAAAGGUGACAGAGGAACACCAGGGCUGCAGGGAAGCAAAGGAGAAACUGGAGAUCGGGGAAUCCGUGGACCUUCAGGUGAACCAGGACAACCUGGACCACAAGGCCCUGCUGGACCAAAGGGAUCCAAAGGAUCUACAGGUGAAUCAGGCUCCAUGGGACUUCCUGGUGUACGAGGUCCACCUGGACUUCCUGGAGAUGCUGGUCUUCCAGGUGCUCCUGGGAUUCAAGGCCCCCCAGGUGUUGCAGGAAUUCCAGGACAACCAGGUGUUAAAGGUGAACCAGGGUCUCCUGGUAAAGUUAUUUCUCCAGUUGGUUCUGACACUGUGGCCAUCCCAGGUCCCCCAGGCCCAGCUGGGGCUCCAGGUCCUGCUGGACCACCUGGUCUAUCUGGGCCCAUUGGACCUGCUGGAGUCCCAGGACCACCUGGUCCUAAGGGAGAACAAGGUGAGAAAGGAAAGAAUGGAGACAAAGGAGAGAAAGGAGACAAAGGAGAGGAUGGAGAGAAAGGAGACAAAGGAGAGAAAGGAGACAAAGGAGAGGCUGGAGAGCCUGGUAUCAGCACCAGUUCAGACUCCGUCACCUCCACAGUCAGCGGCAAACUCGGCCCAGUUGCUGGACCUCCAGGACCACCAGGACCUCCCGGGCCUCCAGGAGAACCUGGACCUCAGGGUCCUGCUGGUGAAGCCAAACCAGGUCCUCCAGGACGCAGAGGUCCUCCUGGAGAGCCAGGUGUCGGUUCCCCUGGACCUAAAGGUGAAAAGGGAGAACCCGGCAGCUUCGUACCUACCUCAGAAACCUUCUUUGCUGGACCACCAGGCCCUGCAGGACCACCGGGCCCACAGGGUUCAUCAGGUGAGCCAGGACCUCCAGGGCUCCAAGGUGAACCAGGUCAGCCGGGUCUUCCAGGAAGUCCAGGGGAACCAGGAAUUGGUUUCCCAGGUCAACCGGGCCAACCUGGACCUCCAGGACCAGAAGGACCAGCAGGAGGUAGAGGUGGUUCAUCCCGACCUGGUCCACCGGGCCCACCUGGACCUCCUGGUCCACCUGGAAGAGAUGGCAGUGAGUCAUCUGAUGUGGGCCAGUACAUUUCAGAGUACCUUCAAAGUGGUUCUGUGAGGCAGUACUUAUCUGGUCCUCCUGGUCCUCCUGGUUCUCCUGGUGCUCCUGGUGCUCCUGGUGCUCCUGGCGCUCCUGGUUCCCCGGGGUCUCCAGGGGCCUCCUCAGAGGGUCUGGUUGACGACGUAGCCGCUCGAGUCAUCGCCUACAUCCAAAGCUCAGGUAGAGGACAUGAUGGGUCUCCUGGUCCACCUGGUCCCCCUGGUCCACCUGGAUCUGUCUCAGUCAACGACAUUAUCAAUCUAUUACAACGAGAUGAUGUGAGGAGGUACAUUGGUGAAGGCCCCCCCGGUCCCCCCGGCCCCCCUGGUCCUUCUGGGGGAGGGUACAGCACUUACUCCGUCAACACCAUGGAAGUGGCUCAGCGCGUCCUCAGCCUCAUGAAGGACCAGGGCCUGACUGGACUCCCUGGACCACCUGGGCCUCCUGGUCCUGCUGGAGGCUACGCUGGGUAUCAAGGGCCUCCUGGUCCCCCAGGUCCACAAGGACCACCUGGACCACCUGGACCCCCGAUCACUGGAACUUACGUCAGCACAGACAUUCGUGAUUACCUGCAAAGUGUCGCCUUUAGAGGUCCUCCGGGUCCACCCGGUCCCCCUGGACCCCCUGGCCCAAUAGGUGGACUGGUGUCUUAUACUGGACAUACCAACAGGAGGACGCUCCACGCAGAAGAACAAGACUACGUCAGGAGCGACAUCUCAAGGGGGGCCAUGUUUGGACUUCCUGGUCCACCAGGUCCUCCUGGACCCCCAGGACACAAGGGAGAACCAGGUACACCUGGAUCCAAGGACUGGACCGUUGAUACUGGGGACUACGCCCUCAUGGCUGUCAGAGUAACUGACUACAUCAAAUCCCACGGUCUCCUCCAGGACGUUGAAAAACACUCACAGCGAGUGGUUCAAGGACCCCCCGGACCACCAGGACCCCCCGGAGCCCCAGGCUACACUCGAUGGUUUGGUUCCCAUGGAAACGCAACCGAUCUGGUGGAAUACAUCAGAGCCAACGGUGUGGUGCACAACAUAGUACAGGAAUACACCAGCCACGUCCACCAAGGACCCCCUGGACCCCCAGGACCCCCUGGAGCCCCGGGUCCAGUUGGAUACAGCCGAGUGUUCGGGUCCCAAGAAAAUGUCACAGAUUUGGUUGAAUACAUCAAAACAUAUGGUGCCAUUGCAGGGGCCCCUGGAAGACCAGGACAGAAGGGGGACAUGGGAGUCCCAGGGCCAAAAGGAGAGACAGGUGAACGAGGUUUACCUGGACCUGCAGGAACCAAACGAGAACGAGGAGAAACCGUGACAACCACACGGAGGAGGAGGAGGAGGAGCUCCGGUGUGUAACUGUUGAACUGCUGAACUGUUCAACUGGGGAACUGUUAAACUGUUCAGCUGUGGAACUGUUGAGCUGUUCCACUGCGGAACUGUUAAACUGUUCAGCUGUGGAAAUGGUGGAUGCAGGGAUUUUAUUAAUGCACAAUUUAUAAAUUUUUUAUACAAUUUCAGUAUUUUUAAAUGUGAUUUUUUUUUGUGUGUUGAUAUGAAUGUACAAGCCUUUGACUUGACAUCAGGGAACGUAUAAAGCUUUAAAUGUUUGAUAUUUGUGGUGACGGAUUUUUCUACUUAAACCAAUCUCAAAAGGAUCAACUGUGUAAAAACUAUGAAAUAAAAACAUUUUUAAUGCUCAUAAUUUGAUGUUUUCUCACAUUUUAACAUAUUCUCAUAGUAGUUGUUACUCGCUUUAUGGAGAUAAAAUGCAAAAAAUAAACACUUUUUUGUUUAUUAAUUCCACUUUAAUCCCAUGUAUCCAUUGAUUUCCAUUCAACCUGUUGGUUCAGAUCCGGUUUGUCCACCAGUCCAGUUCCAGUAAUGGGAUGAAUGACAGUGUUUUAAAUCCACACACUGAUGCAUGGACUCACAUUUAGUCCCAUGGGAUGAACUGGACAUUUAUUCAAUUUUCUAUAAAUCUGGGUCAUUUGGUCCAAUCAGAUUAACCCUUAGAUGGUACUGGAUGUUUCCAUGUGUUUUUCCUUCAGGGGUGUUUCCUCAUAUAGAAGGAUUUACGACAGAUUCAUGGGAUGGGCAGCAUUUAGGACUUCCUGUCGGCCAUCUUGGUUCAUAGUUUUUAAAUAAACCUGUCCUUCCCUGACUGUCCACUAGGGGUCAGUGUGUGUGAUGAUGCACCAGCGUCCACUGUGUUGGCUGAUAUGAACUAAACCAACCAAACCAUGAAUAUACUGCAGUGGCCCAGAG
Molecule: messenger RNA, 5790 nt
Organism: Sphaeramia orbicularis (orbiculate cardinalfish)
Lineage: Eukaryota; Metazoa; Chordata; Actinopteri; Kurtiformes; Apogonidae
Product: collagen alpha-1(XVII) chain-like
Exons: 53
Coding region: 94-4881 (1595 amino acids)
Biological process (GO): extracellular matrix organization
Molecular function (GO): extracellular matrix structural constituent conferring tensile strength
Source: RefSeq, a predicted model, not a curated record